AUGGGGGAAUGGGAGGUUACCACGCCUUUAGGUAUCACUGGAGCUAAAGGGAACGCAUCGUCAUCAGACGUUUUUCUCACAGUUAACAGUGAUUGUCGGGAGCUGGAAUGCUACAUGGUCCUGUCGAAGGAGGAGCAGACAGCCAUCGGCUCCAUCUGUUUCCUGGCAGGUCCUAUCACACUGCUGGAAAAUGUUCUUGUUCUGUGGGUGAUCGCCGCCACAGCCACCCUGCGGAAACGUCCUUCCUAUCUGUUCAUAGGCAACCUUGCACUGGCUGAUGUUUUUGCCAGCUGCUUCUUCACCACCAGCUUCCUGGACUUCCACCUCUUCCGCCGCGACGAUGGCCCCAUUGCCUACCUCUUUAAGUUAGGUGGUGUCACCAUGGCCUUCACUAGCUCAGUGGGGAGUUUACUGCUGACCGCACUGGACCGUUACCUCUGCAUCUACCAGGCCUCACGCUACAAGGUGCUGCUGACCCGCCGCCGAGCCCUGCUGAGCCUGCUGACUCUCUGGAGUACCACCAUCAUCAUCUCCUCCUUGCCUCUGAUGGGCUGGAGGUGUCCUACAGUUCUUGCUCCACCCUGCUCACGCCUCUUUCCCUACAUCAACCAGGGUUAUCUGGCCUGCUGGACCAGCUUUAUCCUGGUGCUUCUGGCUCUCAUUCUGGGUGCUUAUGCUCUCAUCCUGUUGAAGGCCCACCAACAUGAAUCCUCCAUGACCAACCUACAGGGAGCGGCAGGGACGGGCCAGGCCCGCAUGAGAAUGGAUAUCCGACUGGCACGCACCUUUGGCUUGAUCCUGCUCAUACUGGUGGGCUGCUGGCUUCCUGCACUAUCCUUCAUGCUAGCUGAUGUCUCUGUGGUCCUGACACGCACCCAACAGAGGGCCUUCGCCUUUUGCAGCACACUCUGCCUGGUUAACUCUGCAGUCAACCCGCUGCUGUAUGCGCUUCGCUGCAGAGAGUUAAGAGUUGCUCUACUGCAGCUGCUACAGGGCCUGCGUAAAAAUGGGAGGUGUAAAAAAUCUACAGGGGAUUUCACCCCAGGACCGCCCUCUGGAGAAGACGACUGUACUACCUUCUCUGAUGAUGAGAUGCCCCCAGCCAGACCCACCCAACUUAACUCUGUCUCAGAAAUAGUGAAGAAGCAGCAGCUAAACAUUAGAACAUGAAAAUGGUGGAUAGUUGAAAUGAUGUUAAAAUUGUGUUUAUGUCAGCAUGUUGUUGGUGAAAAACAUGCUGCAAAUUAGAUAAUACCACCAAGAACGUCACUGUAGAUUAAGAAUCAAAUCUACAAUACAACAGUGAGAUUCAUUGUCAUCAAAUUAUUAGAGCAGGCAUAACUAGCAUUUUUGAACUAUUGUGAUAAAGAAACAAUAAGUCUUGAAUAUUGUUAGUAGCAACAGGUGAUCAGACAGAUCAGAAAGUCUUAACUUGCCAACAGUGCGUGAAAGGAAAAAAAUAUUAACCUUGGGGAGUAGUUUGUUCAGUCAUACCAAUUUCAACACUAGGGAUAAGUUACAAUAUGAUGAAAUGUUAUGUUAUGAUGU
Messenger RNA from Thunnus maccoyii (southern bluefin tuna), 1548 nucleotides. RefSeq names its product cannabinoid receptor 2 (gene cnr2). Gene Ontology annotation, cellular component: membrane. Gene Ontology annotation, molecular function: cannabinoid receptor activity. The record is from RefSeq and is a predicted model, not a curated record. The transcript has 2 exons. NCBI's taxonomy places the organism in Eukaryota, Metazoa, Chordata, Actinopteri, Scombriformes, Scombridae. Gene Ontology annotation, biological process: cannabinoid signaling pathway. Bases 1 to 1170 code for a protein of 389 amino acids.